UAGACACAAUAAAGAUGACUUGGAAUAAGUUAAUAUGUAACAUUCGGGAGCUACAGUUAGUGGGCACUUUGUCUGGAGGUCAAAGUUUUAGAUGGAAACAAAAUAAAGACAACAACGAAUGGAUCGGCGUGUUCUCAAAAACAGUUUGGAAAUUACGAGAUAAUAAUGAUCACCUACAAUACCAAGUCAUUGGCUCUUUACACAAAAAAGAACAGAUUAAAAAUAAAAAAAGCAAAAAGGUUGGUGUAGACUUUGACAAACUCCUUGAAGACUAUUUUAGGCUGGAUACGAAUUUAGGGGAAUAUUAUAAGCAGUGGUCGGAAAAGGAUACACUGUUUGAGAAAGCCUGCCAACAGUUCUAUGGUAUCAGAAUGCUGCGACAAGAACCAGUGGAGAAUUUAUUCUCAUUUAUUUGUAGUCAAAAUAAUCACAUAUCAAGAAUAUCCACAAUGGUAGAAAAGUUGUGCACUCAUUAUGGAGACAAAAUAUGUGAAUAUGAAGGUGACACAUACUAUGCAUUCCCUGAAGUUGAGAAACUGGCUUUGCCAGAGGUGGAAUCAGAACUACGGAACUUAGGUUUUGGGUACAGAGCCAAAUUCAUCCAGAAGUCAGCUGCCCAGAUUGUGGAGUGGGGUGGUUUGAAGUGGUUCAACAGCUUGCAAGGCAUGAAGUAUAAGGAUGCUAAGAUGGAGUUGAUGAAACUACACGGUAUUGGACCUAAGGUAGCAGACUGCAUAUGCUUGAUGUCAUUGAACCACUUGGAAGCCCUGCCCGUCGACACACAUGUAUAUCAGAUCGCCGCACAGAACUAUCUCCCACAUUUAAAAGGAAAGAAAAGUGUCACUGAGAAGAUGUAUACAGAAAUUGGAGACCACUUCAGAAGUUUAUACGGAGACAUGGCUGGAUGGGCACAUACUGUACGUUUCCUUAUUAUUCUGCUUACAGUUAUAAUCUCAUCAAAAUCCUUAUAGCCGUUUUGCAGAUCAAAUACAUACAUAUUUUGUUGCACAUGGAGGUUCAAAACGCCCGGUUCUCAUGCAUUAGAAUGCGGGUUUGAAACCCACCAAUAGCAA
Spodoptera litura is the source of this 1073-nucleotide messenger RNA. RefSeq names its product 8-oxoguanine DNA glycosylase (gene Ogg1). Gene Ontology annotation, biological process: base-excision repair, AP site formation; nucleotide-excision repair; base-excision repair. Gene Ontology annotation, molecular function: damaged DNA binding; 8-oxo-7,8-dihydroguanine DNA N-glycosylase activity. NCBI's taxonomy places the organism in Eukaryota, Metazoa, Arthropoda, Insecta, Lepidoptera, Noctuidae. The record is from RefSeq and is a predicted model, not a curated record. Gene Ontology annotation, cellular component: nucleus.